GAUUCGGCUACUUCUCGAUCAGAUCAGACCAGCAACGAAUAAGUGUGUGACGGUUCGAAAUUUUUAAUUCCCUUAUAUACGUUGUACUUGACGCACAUGGUGGGCAUCAAUCGAUUCCUUGUGGUUGACCGACCAAAGAAGAAAAAUAUCGACUGAGCAAAAGUGGACGUCCAUCACCGAAAUACUGAAAGGUCGCGCAUCAUUCCGAGUACAAUCGACACACCCAGCAGAAUUGUUCGCUUAAAAGGAUUCCCAAACAGCGCCAAUGAUUGAAAACGGUGGGUCGAUUACUGAAAUUGUUUUAGGUGGGGUUCAUUUGAAAAACCUAUUAACGUCGAUAUACUGGUGAGAUAUCGCAUCAGUCAUCGGUCAGUCUCCUUAGCGUCCGCUAACGUAUUUUAUCGUAAUUGUCAUGGAAGGAUUUAUGCGGAUACUUGUCUUAUUAUCAGCGUUGCAGUUCAAGUUCUGCACAUCUGAGAAUCGUUUCGACCGUCACAAACAUCUCAAAGUUGAAUUCGUUCAUCAAUUGGCUGAUAAGGGUCGAUUUCAAUGGAAAAGCUUGACAGUUCUCUUUACAAAAGAUGCCAUCGACGACAACAGCGAUUGGAUUUUCGACGUCAAAGUCCCUAAAGUGAUGAUCGAACUAUCGUCGAUCGACGACUCGUUCAUUUCAAUUACCCAGCAGCAGCCGACCGACGCUUAUCUGAUUCUCAUCAGCGAACAAUCAACCAAGAAGUCGACCAUCAUCAAUUCCGUCCUGAAAUUAUUCGUUUCUAAGCAACUGGACUCGACCAAAACGUGUUUGAUUUUCUCCGCCAAAAGCGCGGCUAUUUUGAAUCGGAAAAACGAUUUGGAUCUCAUCCUCGUCCAAGACACUGUCUCCUGGAACUCCAACACUGGUCUGGUUAACAAACCGAUCCUGAAAUUUGUUCGUCAUCGUUCGCUGUCUUCGAUGGAACCGGAACAACUCACCGGAUACUACGACGGCGGUAUUUUGAAAGCCGAUCAGAAACGGAUCUUGUUUGAUCGGUCGAUCAAUUACCGAAAUCGCCAGGUCAAAGUCACGACAUUCCUCUCACCUCCGACUACCAUCCGGUGCAAGGACGAAAUAAUUAACGACCAUCAGAUGUGCGGCAGGGACCCGAAUUUGAUCCGGGUCAUCGGAGAGGUUCUCCACUUCCGUCCCGUAUUCUCAUCGCCAGCCCAGCCCGGAUCCAAAUGGGGCAACAGACUGGAAAAUGGCGAAUGGACGGGACUCAUCGGCGAAGUCUCUCGUGGUGUGACCACCUUGGGAGUGGCCAACGUCUUCAUGACCGUGCACUACAUCGAACAGGUCGAAUUCAGCUAUCCCUACGACAUUUCCUGUUCGACCUUUCUGACUCCGUCGCCGGAACUCUGGCCGCAAUUGUACGCCCUCAUCAAGCCCUUUGAUCUGUCCAUCUGGCUGGCCACCGUUUUCUCCCUCGUCAUUGGCGGCCUACUCAUUCAGAUGGUGGCGUUGGUUUACCACAAAAUGUUCGGGUCACGCGACCCGUUACGCUUUUUCGGCGAGGCCAUGAUCUACAACGCCCAGAGCAUCACGGGAACCCGUUCCGGCUCCGACGAGCGAUCCUCCUGGCCCGUUCGAAUUUACACCUCCAACUGGUGGCUGUUUUGCUUCCUCCUGGGCACCGUCUACCGAACGGGAUUGAUUUCCUGGCUGGCCAGGAGUCCCAUCCUGAUGGCACCGGUCGACACCAUCGCCCAGUUGGUGCGCAGCGAUCUGACGCCGUACGGCUACAACACGUUCGUCCGGGAUUUGGCGCAAUAUUCAAUCGAUCCCGACACCAUCCAGCUGGGCGACCGGCUGAAAUUAGUCCCGCCCAAUAUGACCGCCCAGGUUCUGAUGGGCCAGGAAAAUGUCAACGCCAUUUUCGAGAACAAACAUUAUUUGAAGUACUUGUCGGUGAUGGUUGUGCCCAGCACGAUGGGCAACAUCUCCAUCAACAGCGUCGAUCCACGUCAAAGACUUCACGUCAUGCGGGAGUGUCUGCGUUCGUUCCCGGUGGCGAUUGCCAUGACGCCGGGGACUCCGUUCAAAUCGGCCAUGACUCAAAUCAUUCAUCAGUUGAACGCAGCUGGAAUUAUCGAUCAUUGGCUGGACAGCGUCGUUCACACUGAAGUCGCCUUCACGACCAAACGCUACAAGGAGAAGGAGCCGUUUUCUCUGCACAGCCUGGAAGGAGUGUUUUACCUUUUGCUGAUUUGCUAUUCGAUCGAUGUCGUUGCCUUUGUUGUCGAGCUCGUCUAUCAUCGCGUCUCGUGUCGCCGUUUUCUUGCUGGCAAUGAUGCGACAGUCGACUAAGUUACUAUCUGAAUUAUGACGUAGUCAAACAUAACAGAGGCGAUUCUCUGUGCUUAGUCUAAUAAUGUAAACUUAAUCGUCUAUUAUAAUUCGUAGAGUUGUUAUUUGUAGAACUUAUAUAGACUUGCCGUUGAAAUAUUAAAAUAGUAGGCACUUCUGAGUGUCAU
This is a messenger RNA of Daphnia pulicaria, 2511 nucleotides long. RefSeq names its product ionotropic receptor 21a-like. Gene Ontology annotation, molecular function: glutamate-gated receptor activity. NCBI's taxonomy places the organism in Eukaryota, Metazoa, Arthropoda, Branchiopoda, Diplostraca, Daphniidae. The record is from RefSeq and is a predicted model, not a curated record. Gene Ontology annotation, cellular component: membrane. The coding region runs from base 413 to 2344 and encodes 643 amino acids. The transcript has 2 exons.